Molecule: messenger RNA, 1383 nt
Organism: Entamoeba dispar SAW760
Lineage: Eukaryota; Evosea; Mastigamoebida; Endamoebidae
Exons: 1
Coding region: 1-1383 (460 amino acids)
Source: RefSeq, a predicted model, not a curated record
AUGAGAUCGUUAAAAAUAAUAUUUGAAAAAUUUAGUGAUGAAGAAACAAAGAAACAAGUAUUUAGAUACAUCCUUGGAUUUACUGACUUUGCUUUCUUUCAACCAACAGUAUUUGGUAUUGAAGUUGGUAUUAAGUAUGUAUUUAAAUUACUUCCUAUUAUUUAUGAUUCUUCAAUAUUUAAAGAAGUUGAUGAAAGUCUAGCAGAUGAUACAUUAGAUGUAAUUGAAAUGAUAAAUGAAUUUUUAGUAUUUAAUGAUGGAGUAUUUAGUGGAGUGGCAAUAUUAUAUUUAAACAUGUUAUGUGAUUCUUAUAGUAUUUGUGGAAUUAAAUUAAAAUACAGAAUACUUGAAAUGAUAAAAAAAUUUAUUUGUUUAUUUCCAAAUGAUUUCUUUGUUUCAGAAAAUAAUGGAACAAUGAUUCAAGAACGUUGUAUAAAAUCAUUAAAAUCAUUUAUUACUGAUAAAGAUUUUGAAAACAUGAAAGAUAAAAUAGAAAUUACACUUCUUUGGUGUUUAGAUACUAUUCUUAAUAUUGAAAAAAUAAAAGAAAGAGCUAAAACGUCUAAGUGGUGGGGAAUUAAUGAAUUAAUUAAAUUAUUAAUGAAUUUUACUCUUGACGAACCAAUAAUACAAAGAAUUAUUCAAUCACACGAAACAAUUAUUUCUUUUUUUACUGAACCAAACAAUCAAUUACAAAGAAGUGAAUCUCAAGAAAAAAUAUUUCUUAAUAAAUGUUUACAUUAUAAACUAGAAGUACAUCAAUUAUUAUUUGAUACUCUUACUCAAAAAUUAAAAACUAUUGACUCUUUUAAUAAAAUAAAUGUUAAAAUAUUAGAAAUCACUAAUAUAACGAAAUACAAAGAAAUUAAUGAACAAUUCUUAAUUGAACAUGAUACUCAAAUAUUUAAUCCUCUUGUCAAUUUUCUUCAAAUUGUAAAAACAAAAUCAAUAGAAACUUCUCAACUUGAUGUAUUUAAUUAUUUUAUUGAUUAUGGAAUUAAACCAUCUUUACAAUUUAAAAUGUAUGCUCAAAAUCUUUCUCAAGAAUGUCAUUCAAUAUUAAUAAAUUGUUAUCUUAUAUUCAAUGAUACGUCUAAAAAAUCAAAAUGUGCUGAUAUUUAUGUUAAACAUAUAGACCUUAUUACUAAUAAUUAUUUAUUGAAUAUAGAAGGAUAUAGAAAACAGUGGUGUGUUUUAGAACUACUUUAUUCUAUUGAACAUAUAUUUCCUCAAUUAAUAUCAAAUAAAUCAUUAUUAGGAAAUGGAUUAACAAUACAGUGGAUUUAUUCUCUUUUAAUCAAAUUAAUCUCAUCACCUCAUCAACCAAUACGAGAGCUAAUUCAACCACAAUUAACUUCCAUUGGAGAUUUAUAUUUUCAUUAA